GUCACUCUAACCGUCACAACAGCCAUGAAAAUAAUGCAAAACUGUCAUCUGUGUUUAGCCACGGUUAGACAAAUAAGUCGGCUACAGCCGACGAUCUUUACAAGGUACCUUAGUACCGCUAAUCCUGAUAUUCAACAUGCAGACGUUGUCAUUUCAGGCGGAGGCAUGGUUGGAGCAGCGAUGGCCUGCGCCCUUGGGCAUGAAAGUUUACUACAGAACAAAAAGAUUGUUCUUUUGGAGGCUGCACCGAAGAAGAAGUUCACUCUCACAGAAAACUAUGGAAACAGGACUUGUACACUGAGUCCAGGCUCCAUUGCCUUGUUUGAAAAGUGUGGGGUAUGGUCAGAGAUUGAGAACAUGAGAUGUCAACGUGUACUGAGAAUGCAGGUAUGGGAAUCCUGCUCAAACUCUCUAAUCACUUUCAACCAAGAAGACAUGAGUGAUGAGCUAGCCUAUAUAGCAGAGAAUGAUAUUAUACUCGAGGCAAUCACACGCCGUCUCGACACAGUGCAAGAUCAUAUAGACGUUAUGUAUGGAACCCGGGCUGAGGAGAUUUCAAUACCUGGUGUUGAUACAGAACUAGAGUCCAAUGCAUGGGUGGAAGUAAAACUGAAUAAUGGAACAACUUUGAAAACUAAACUAUUGAUAGGUUCAGACGGCAUGAACUCUGCAGUGAGGAAAGCUGCCAACGUUCACACCGUGUCUUUUAACUAUGACCAGAAGGCAGUUGUUGCAGUUCUCAAGUUAGAUGAGACAGACAAUAAUGUAGCCUGGCAGAGGUUUCUACCCACAGGGCCAAUUGCCAUGUUGCCUAUGUCGGACACAGCCAUCAGCCUUAUUUGGACAACCUCACCAGAACAUGCUAAGGAGUUGCUGGCUCUUUCAGAUGAGAGUUUUGUGGAUGCUGUCAAUGAUGCAUUUUUCCAUGACAGAGAUCAAAAUGAUACUGCAGGGAGAGUAUCAGAUGUUUUCCAAAAUAUUCUGAGAAAUGUUGUCCCAGGAGGUACAUCUGUCCGUCAGCUCCCUCCUGUAAUCACAGGGGUCCAGCCCGGCAGUCGUGGAGGCUUUCCUCUCGGACUCACCCAUGCAUCUAACUAUGUCAGACACAGGGUUGCUCUCAUUGGUGAUGCAGCUCACAGGUUUCACCCAUUGGCAGGCCAGGGCGUCAAUCUCGGAUUCGGAGAUGUAACCAAACUCUCCGAGGUGAUCACCCGAGCAGCAUCUGAAGGCAGCGACUUGGGAUCGUUGACGUACCUCAAGGAAUAUGAGACAUCUCGGCAGCGUAAGGUGAUUCCGGUUAUGGCCACAGUGGACGGCCUUCAGCGACUCUACAGUACUGACAUGACACCAGUGGUGAUGCUGAGAUCCCUAGGGCUCCAGGCCACCAAUGCCAUCAAACCUCUUAAGGAUCUUAUCAUGAAAAGAGCUUCAACUUGACAUUCAAGAUUGAAAGUCGAAGAAAAACACAGGCCGAUGCUGCAAAUUUUCUGUGACCAUUCACAAUUCACAUUAUACAAAGAUUAAGAUGCGGAGUUGAUGAGUAGUGAAUUUUGGGGAACAACUUGCUAUUCUCUGGAGUGUAGAUUCUUUCAUUGGCAAACUUGAUGCUUUUAAGAUUUGUGCUUUUUUAGCUCACCUGAGCACAAAGUGCUUAGCGCGAGCUUUUGUGAUAGGGUGAUUGUGUGUUGUCUUUCGCUGCUCGUCAUCAACUUCUCUUAAACCACUGGAACAAUUUCAACCCUAAUCACAGGAAUAUUACUUGGUUGGUCCUUCAAUAAAAGUGGUUCCACGCAGAACUAUGGUUUUCAUGGCAACCAAAAAUAAAAACUUUUCACUAUAUUGAAAACUUUGGAAAUCUCCUCAGAAUCUGCUGGCUUGAUUUAAAAAAAACAAAAAAAAACAGAAAUGUUCCCUAGGUGACCUAUCAAAUUCCUAUACCCCAUGACAAACUUGGUCCCCAAGGUAGGGUCUGCUUACCGCCAUAUGUCUAUAUGUCAAACUUUGAAAAACACCUCAGAAACCAUGUUGAUGUGAACCUUCUUAUUUUACUGUUUUACAAUUAUUGAAUAUAUCAACUUCAACAUUCAAGUUUAUUCACAGUAUCAAUGUGACAAGAAUUGUGGCCCUUAGUAACUUUUUAAAAUAACACAUUUUUUCAUGUUAUAAUUUCACUCUGAAUGUCAAUGUGAAGAAAUGAACAAGGCGCAGGUCAACGGCGGGAGUAACUAUGACUCUUUUAAGGUUGCCAAAUGCGACAUCACCUAAUAAGUAGUGCGCAUGAAUGGAUUAACGAGACCCACACUGUCCCUCCUACUAUCUAGCGAAACCACAUGCAGGGUGUGCGGGUGGCUUACAAGAGGGCAGCGUCCAGUAUAUUAAUCACUAAUUAAAGAUCCUUUUGUCCAAUCAGGUGAGCAAUAUAAGGCCAUCUUGUGAAAUAUUUAUAUACUGUUGUUGAAUAAAACUUAAGAUUGAAUAAAACUAAGAUUUCA
Messenger RNA from Mya arenaria, 2492 nucleotides. RefSeq names its product ubiquinone biosynthesis monooxygenase COQ6, mitochondrial-like. The transcript has 12 exons. Gene Ontology annotation, biological process: ubiquinone biosynthetic process. Lineage: Eukaryota; Metazoa; Mollusca; Bivalvia; Myida; Myidae. Gene Ontology annotation, cellular component: mitochondrion. Gene Ontology annotation, molecular function: 2-octaprenyl-6-methoxyphenol hydroxylase activity; FAD binding; oxidoreductase activity, acting on paired donors, with incorporation or reduction of molecular oxygen, NAD(P)H as one donor, and incorporation of one atom of oxygen. The coding region runs from base 25 to 1437 and encodes 470 amino acids. The record is from RefSeq and is a predicted model, not a curated record.